CUCUACGCUUGUCCUGCCGCGUGGUAUCCCAGCUCAUUGAUUCACACCUGCUGCUCCACCUCAACCUGACACUCACCGUACCUUGGAUUCUCACCCAUUAUCGCUCUGGCGACUUAGCCGUGCUGGCUCGGCGCUUCAAAAACCUUCAGGCGCUCUUCCUCCGGCCCGAUAGUGCGACGGACUUCCAGAAGCGCGUCGAUGCGGAAACGUGCCUAUGUGUUCUUACCCCCUGGCCUUCCUCCCUUCGAGCAUUUCACCUCUCCGGCUGGCCGCUGCCGUACCAGCUGCGGUUUUGCUGCAGCCUGCCGUACUGGGCCCCAGCGCUAACGACGCUGGUGCUGGAAGGUCCAGCCCCAGGAGCCCACGAGGGUGCGGCCUUGGCGGAGCUGCCAUCGCUCCGACGGCUAGCGGUGCGGUUCGGACCUUUGUACGGACUGAAGCUGCCGUACACGUGCCCCUACUUGGGUGCGCUGACGCAGCUGACGGCGCUGCAGCUGGCGGGUGCAGUGCCAAAUCAGGCAACAGUAUCCUCGUUGUCGCCCCUCACCGGCCUGCGACACCUGCACCUUGAGCUGCUGCAUGAUGGGUACGAUAAGGGUAUGCAGGUCCUCGAUCUCCGAGGGCACAGCUGCCUGAGCAGCUUAGUGCUCCCGAUACGCCGGGUGCUUCAGUGCCUUCCAGCCUCCCUGGAGUCUCUGGCAGUGGACCUGCCGUGGUGGGGACCCGGGGCGGUGGCGCCGCCACCGCCACCGCCGCCGUCAGCGGCGCUGGCGGUAGCAGCAGCAGCAGCAGCAGCAGCUGGGAGUUUCCAACCGGCGAUACGCUUUCUCGCCUGUCCUCCGAACCUGGUCUCUUGCCUGUUGGGUCUUGGAAUCGACAUGGCGUCCCUGGUCGGUCUGCGCCUCUGUGCCGUACCUUCGGUAACUGCUAGCAACGGUUGCUGCUGCGGAGGAGGAGGAGUGCAGCCGUUGGCCCCUCUGCGCCGCCCGCUGCUUCAAUGGGUCGUUCCAGCCCCUGCGCCGCCGCCAGUACGGCUGAAAGCCGCACCGGCGGUGCUGAUGGCACUGACGGCGCUAUUCCCGCAGCGCGACUUGGCGCCAGCAGCUCUCGCCGCCUCAUUAGCCUCGGCCGCCGGUGACGCGGUCCGCCAUCUGGCACUCUUUGACCUUGACCUGUCAUACUCCUCGCAUCUUAAACGCGACCCGUGCAGCUACCAGUCGUACGAAGCGGAGUCCCUCGCCGCUGCCACCGCGGCGGCCCGACUCGUGCAAGGUCCUGUGCAUCUGCCCUCCGUUGAAACAGCUCCCCUGCCACGCGAGUUCAGUUGUGCUGCCCCGACUGACGGUGAAAGUAGCAAGGAGGAGGAGGAGGAGGGGGAGGAGGGGGGAGAGGAGGAGGGGGAGUUCCCUGGAGCCACGAUAGCGGCCAGCGCGGCUGCUGCCGCUGGCGCUGGUGGCCGCACUAUGGCGGAAAGCAGCCAGGCUGACCCUCGUGCAGCCGCCAUUAGCUCCUUGAGAGGGGACCCCCGGAGUGAGCUGGAGCUCUUCCCGAUGGCGCCAGUCACUUCCAUGGCCGCUGCCGCCACCUCAUUGCGGUUUGUGGCGGCGUGCUGCCGCCUGCGGCAGCUGCGCAGCCUCACGUUGCAGCCUGUACGCAACCUGCUGUGCGCGUUGCGCCUGCUGGCCGGCCAUCCCACGCUGCGUGUGCUGUGCCUGCUGUGCGUGGAGGAGGACGGCGCGCACGCCACUGAUCGGCCGCUGCUGCCACGCCUACGGGCGCUGGUGCUGGCCUUGGGUGGUAAUGGCGGCGGCGACCCGUGGGUCAGUCGUGGCCGUAUCGGUGGUGGCGGCGGCGUGGAAGCGACAGCACUUGGUGAAGGUGACGGCGGCCGCGACAACGACCCGCGGAUCAGUGGUGGCAGCGUUGAUAGCGGCGUCAUGGAGAAGGGUCCGUUGCUCAGCGACCCAUGGGUCGGCGAUCGCGCCCGCAGCAAGCCAGAGGUGGCGAUCGCGGCGGCGCCAGCUGCAGCGAGCAGGGCUCCCUCUGGUCGUCAAGGGGGAGAGGGGCCCUGGUUGGGCUCGCGUGGGGUGGUGGUGGUGGUGCCGCAAUUGGCGGCAUGGGAGGUGGAGGAGGUUACUUUUACAGAACUAGCCUUUGCCGAUACGUCGUCGCUUACUUUGGGCUAUCAUGCGCGCAUGACCGCUCAAUUGCAGACGUUUGCAGCAUCUGUCCUCGGCCUGGAGCUUGAUUACGUCACGCCUGACAUCCAAGGACUAAGCGGAUGGGUCGCGGGUGCCCGUCCAUCUACGACGCACCCUGUGAUUGCACAUUUCCGGGCCCCGCGGGAUUCCGAAAAUGCCGCACCCAUCCUCGCUGCGCUGCAGCCACGGAGUCUGCCUCCCGAGCACAACGAAUAUGUAUCCCUGGCGCAGUACUUGCAUGAAAUUCCCGCUGAGCUUCUCGCAGACGACACUGCGCCCAGGAGCGCACACUCGCGCGCACCCUCCCAUCGGCACACCACCAGCGCAGCUGCAGCAACCCCUCCGCCUGCGCCUUCCGCCUGCACCACCUGCCAUGCACUACCUGCAUACAAUCCCAGUCAUCCCAACCUAGCAGUUCUAUAUGACGUCAUACAGGACCGCGCAGCGCUGGUCACUACCAGAGCAGCGCCAGAAACACUUCAGGAAACAGCAGACAACGAAUCCGCCACGGCCACCGCUUCGCCAUUGCCGCCGCCAGCGCCUGAGCCACCACCUCUGCGGUUAGCACCAACACAGCCACUGCCGUUGGGUGUCGCCACCGUGGGUGCAUCCUGGUACCCGGGCUGUAGCCUGGCGGACUGCCUCCGCUUCCCAGCGGCAGCCGCCAGCUGCGGUCUGCUGCCUGGCGGGGGUGGCAGAGUGGGUGGGGGUGGGGGUGGCAGCAGCGGGGGUCCACCGGGAGGUGAUCAGCACCUCCGCUUUCUGCUGCUACAGCUGGUGGCGGCUGUGUGUCAUCUGCACAGCCAUGGCUACGACCUAGGGGGCGGUGGCGGCAUCACCACCGCCACAGUGCUGCUGCAGCCCGGCGGCUGGCUGCAGCUACUGCCGCCGCCAAUGCCGCCGCAACCGCUAUCGCAGCAGCAGCAGCCACAGCAGCAAUCUAUCGGGAAGCAGCAACAGCAGGUGGCUGCGCCGCCGCCGAUACCGCUGCUUCCGGCAUGCCUGCGACGCCCCUUACCAACUUUGCCGGCGUUGACCCGUGCCUGGCAGCACCACGCGCUGUCGACGCUGGACUACCUGAUGCUCGUCAACCUCUUGGCGGGGCGCCGACUGGGCGAUCGGACCUUUCAUCCCUUUGUUCCCUGGGUUACGGACUUCUCAGUGCCGCCGCAAGAGAUGCUGGCGGCGGCCGCCGCCGCUAUUGGCGGGAGCGGUUGGAGCUGCGGCGGUAGCAGUCGUGGCGGCAGCGGUAGCGGUGGGGCCAGCGGCGGAGGUGCCAGCGGCGGCGGCGGCGGGGGCUGGCAUGACCUGACGAGGUCGCGAUACCGGCAGGCGAAGGGGGAUCUGCAGCUAGAUGUCACAUUUUCAUCUUCCGAAGUGCCGCACCACAUACCGCAGGAGCCGCUGUCGGAGUUAAGCUUUUGCAUAUACAUGGCACGUGUCACGCCGCGUGCCGUACUACAGCGUGCCGUACGGUCCCACUUUGAGCCUCGGGAGUACCCUCCCUCCCUGGAGACUAUGUUGGCACGUACUCCGGACGAGUGCCUGCCGCAGCUGUACACGGACCCGGGGAUCUUCAGCUCCAUCCACCCGGAGCUACCUGACCUGCAGCUGCCCGAGUGGGCCAGCAGCCCGCAGGAGUUCAUACGUUGGCACAGGGCCCUGUUGGAAUCCGACCACGUCUCCCGUCACCUGCACCACUGGCUGGACCUCUUCUUCGGAUACAAGCUGGUGGGGGCCGCAGCAGUGGCGGCGAAAAACGUGUACCUCACCAACACUCAGCCGCAGACCGCUGCAGCGGCGGGGCCAGCAGCAGCAGCAGCCUCAGGCCCAGCCGCUGCCGCCAUGGCCUGGUCCACGGCAGUGGCGGAGGGCUCCGCAGCUUCGUCGUUGCUUCCCUACGCACCCGUGGGCAUGCACCCGCCGCUGUUCCUGUCGCCGCAUCCGCCGCGGCUGCCAUCCCCCCACCCUCCGGCGCCCGCCGCAGCCGCCGGUCCUGCCGCCGCCAGAACCGGGACCUGCGGUGGAGGUGGAGGCGGAAGCGUAUCCACGCACAGGCAUCAUCGCCGCGGGAGAUUGCCAAGCGGGGAUUUAGUCCAUAGUACUGGCAAUGCCGGUGGAGGCUGUCGUGUUGGGUUUGGCUCGGGUGCGGGCGCAGCUGAAGGUGGUGGUGGUGGUGGUGGCUCCAUUGUCUCCGGCAUAGGCGCCGUGUUGUGCCAGCUUGACAGCUUGGAGCUUUUGGGUGCGGUGGCCGCCAGGGAGGGUGGACUGGGGCUGCAUGAAGACUACUUUGCCCCGCUGAUGAAACCGCUACCGCUGCCGCGGCGGCGGCCGGAACCGGCAUCUCCCGCGGCAGCAGCUGCCCAUGAUUUAGGGGCAUGUAUGGAGCUGGGCUUUGAGGAGGAGCCCGAGGAGGCGGAAGAAGGGGAGGAAGAGGGCCUUACGAAAGGGUUGGUGGGGUCGGCGGCGGCUGUCGGCGGCAACACCACGGCCUCAGCGGCAGGCGGGCGAACCUGGGGACAGCAGGGGGGUAUGGCGGAGGAGUCGGUGCUGGCGCGGAAGCGACAGGAUUGCUGGGCGAUUGGUCAGGUGGCUGUGCAGCUGUACCUCGGGCGGUGCUGCUACGGCCCGCAGCAGCAUGCGGGGUACUGGCUUCGACUGGCGGACGGACUGCCCGCUGCGGCGAAGCGCUUUGUGCGGCUCUGCUUCGAUCCGCUGACCACCUCGGAGCGCCUCCUCAGCGACCCUUUCUUCAGCCCCGCGUUGCAUGCAGCACACGAAUUGCUGUGUACGACGCUGUACGACGGCAAAGCUGCGGCAGCAUUCAAUAGUACACCAGCAUCGCUUCCGCCGCCUCCGCUGUUGCGAGUACCAGAGCGACUCAGCGCUCUGGCAGCGGUUGCGACCGUUGGAACACGGUUGCGUCCGGUCUUGGACCUUUGCCUGCCACAUAUCAUACAUCUGCUGUGGCAAGCCGCCGCCGUCUGCAACUCUCUGGGGCACGGCCCCGCUGCUGUCGGCGGUGGCGGCGGCAGCGGCUGUAGCACGAAUGCGAAUGGUUACGGUGCCGUCGCGGCGUGUUUCCCGCAGCCACCUGCUGCUACAGCCACGGCAGCAGCCACAUCCACAGUGACGGGAGAGCCAACCCUGGCCACCGAGGUGAGCAGCUGUGUGUACGACAUCCUGAUGGCGCUGCUGGGCCUGCUACCUCCAGAUAAGGUUGCGGCGCACGUGUUGCCGUACGUGUGCGCAUGCCUGGCGUCCUUUAUUGAGCAGCCGCUGGAUGGCGGCGGCGGCGGUGUUGGAGGCCCGCGGCAGCGGCGGCGGCAACUUGCCCUACAGCACCGGUUGUUGUCGGCCUCGCUACAGACGCAGCUCCUGGGAGGAUCGGAUUUGGAGUUAUACAUGCAGCACGUUCUGCCGUUCCUGCUGGCGGCGCUGCUGUGCGGCGAGGAAGGCUCGUCAUCGGGGACAACGGCAGCGGCAGCGGAUAGCGCCGCGGCCGCGUCCGGGCCGCCCAGCGGCAGCAGCGGUGGCGAUGCCGCUGUUGGCGGUGUUGCGCGCGCCCUGGCCGUUUCCACCAUCAGCGACGCCGCCGCCGCGGCGGUGGUUGCGCUGGCGGCGCGGCUUCCGCUUCCGCUGGUCUUAGAACGUAUUGUAAGCCCUCUGCUAUCGUACAUGACGUUUGGUACGAGCGUACCGCGUCUGCUAGCGCAGCUGUGUGCGGAGAUGGGCGGUCAGCUAACGGCGCGCCAUGUGGCGCCUGCGCUGCUGCAACUUGCUGUCGUACCAGCGCCGCCUCCGCCGCCGCCACAGUCCGUCGCGCCGAGUCGUGGGGUGGGUCGCGGCAGCAGGUCGCAGCAGAGCUACUCGUCAUUGAGAGCUUCGGGCGGCACAAAAAGCGAAUUCACUUCAGCAUCCGCCUCUAGCGCCGCCGCCGCCGGCACCUCAGAGUCGGCAGCGACAGUGCCGCCGUCACCGCCUCCGACAGAGCCGUGGCUUCAGCACCAGAUCUACACUUCUCUGUCCGUACUUACUGCUGUUAUGGACCUGCUCCCGAGGGAAUACAUCCCGCGGGUUUUCCUCCAUGGGCUUGCACCUUCGUGGGUCCUGGGGCCAGCCUCACCGUCGACCCACGGGUCACCCGCCGCCAGCCCGGGUGUGGCGGAUGCUGCCCCUCUACCGCCGCCGCCGCUGAACCCGAUGUCCGCUGCCGCCAGUCCCCGUACGUCCAUCACCGCCGCCGCGGACGGCGUUCCGUCGCUGGUGAACUGCUUCCUGUAUCCGUUGUCGUACCGUGUAGCGCCGGGGUCGCUGACAAUGCUGGCGGGCCUUGCACUACGGGCCUUUGCCCGCCUGGCCCGGCCUGAGAACGUGGCCUGGGUCGUACUCCCGCACCUCACGCCUCUGCUCUCCUACGCGUCGGCGGCUCGCCGUGCCUCCUAUCGAGCUAACGGUACAACGCGGUACUGGGGGGGAUCUGACGUUGCACACAUCCACGACCAGGGUCUGCCGGCGGUGGCGAUGGCGCAGUACGGCGGCAGCGCGGGCGCGGCGGCAGCCGCUGCUGCCGCCGCCGCCAUCGCCAGCCAGGGGAACGGUUCCAACGCAAGCUGGACGCUGCACCGCAGUCGAUCUUCACCGAGCGGCGAAGGCGUCGGCGGCGUGGCAGGCGGUGGAAUUGGGAGCGGGGGAUCCACAGCGGCCGCGGCGCAGGGCGCGUGUGAUGAUGAGGACGGAUACUGGGAACUGGUACACUGCGUGUACGGGCACCUGGUGGAUUCAUCUGGCUUGCUGACGGUUCGGAACUUGCUUCCCGGCUGGCAGAUUGUGGAGGCGGGGCUGUCGAGGCGCCUGGGGUGGUCUCCGGCCGCCGCGGGGCUGUGGGGCGUUGGCGGCCUUGACAGCGGCCUAGGUGGCAGCAGCACCGCUGCGGGUAGCGCCGGUAGCGCGGAGUCGGCAGCGGGAUCUUGCGGUGAGACGACAGCAGGGACGGCAGAAGGGGGCGGCGGCGGCGGCGGCGGCGGCGGUGCUGCCGCCGCUGGCAGCGGUGGUGGCGGCGGCGGCAGCUCGCGUCGGAGCGCUCUGUCUGCUCUGGAGAUGCAAGUACGGCAGGAAAUUGCAAGCAAGCAGCAGCGCCUGGCGGCAAUCCACGGCACCCACUUGUUCAUCAAGGAGGUCGGCUGGUCAGCGCCGACAUCCCUGGCGACGGCGGUGCCGCCACGGUCCUCGCCCAAGGAUGUGCCGUACGCGGUUAACGGCGGUAUUGGUGGGGGACAGGGGGCGUUGUCUGCCGCCGGCGGAGCCGGCGGCGGCAGCACCGCCGCCGCCGCCGUGGGUGGCGGCGGCUAUCACUUUGCACUUGGUGGCGGGUACGGCUUCGGGCCCCACGGAGUGGGACGCGAUGUCUGCGGCCCUGAGGAGGGGUUUGUGUGGCCGCAGCUCUUAGCGAUAGGGUCGCCGACGGUGGUUGAAGGCUUGGCUGUUCAAGGCGGCGGCGCCGCCGCUGGUAUGGGCGUCACUGGAGGCAGCGGAACCGGUGGUGCACUACUGGGCCGUCAGGCUAGCCUGGGCGGCGCGUUGGUGUCAAUAACGCCCAACGGCGCUCGCCGUACUGGCAGUGGAGGUAGUGGCGGCGGCGCAGCAGGUAGCGGCGGCGGCCGCAACACCACUGUCCCUUUGGGGACGGUUGCGGCGGCGGGCGCGCGGGCAGCUAGAGGGCCCGGCAUAGGGAAGGAGGCGGCAGCGCCCAGGCGUGAAGUCGAUUCGCGAACGCAUGGCGUGGGCCCCUCCUCCUCCUCCUCCCCGGCCGUCUCCUCUUGCGGCGGUGGUGGAAGGGGACGCUCUGCACGGGUCGAUGAUUUGGGUACGGCGGCUGAGCAGGAGCAGGCCAAGGCGGCGGGCCCUGCAGGGCAGCAUGUGGGGGAGGCAGCAGCAGCAGCUGUAGACUCGCUGUCGAUUGCGAAGUCCGACAGCAGCAACACCACAGCCUCAAACUUUUUGCGCCGUCGAAGCGAUCGGGAUUCGACUCCCAUACAGGACGCAUUUUCUGAAGGAGAUGAUCUUGCCGCUGCGUCUGUUGUGGCGCCGGUUGGAGCUCCCGCCACUCCCACCUCCACGGCAACCACCUCCAGUGUCAACGCGCCUGGCAAGGAGAUGAAGCAAUCAUGCGAUAGUGGAAGUGCUGUGACGUCGCCUGUGACGGCGUUGACGCGGCAUGCUGGAAGCGUUGUUGCGAGCGGCCAUUCAUCGGCGGCCGUGGAAGCGAUGGCAGAAGGUUCGAAGCCUCAGCUGCUGCCGCCGCCGCCGGCUGUUGCCGUUGUGGCCGACACGGAGGUGGUUUCGGGACGGGAAGGCGAAGGCCCACGGGAGUCGCCGUCAACGGGAGCCGUACCAGCUCGCACUGGCCGUGUCAGCAACGUCAAGCGGCCGCCCGUACAAACUGAACUGAUGACGGCUUCUUCAGAUUCACCGCUGUACCCGCCACCAGCAACGGAACGAAGUCCAGAGGAACUAUCACCUCCGCCGCAGCCGCAGCCGCCACCACCUUUACAGCUAGGCAGGCUGGCAGGAGUCGACGGCAGCGGUUCAGCCGUUGAGGUGCUAGGGGCAACGGCGACCGCGGCGGCGGCGGCACUGCCGCCGUCGCCUUUUCCAUCCUCGGCAGCACCAGAUGUCUUGACCGCGCCGCCGCCGUCGCCGCCAGUGGAACCGUUGCCGCCGCCGCCGCCGCCAGCCCAGCAUCACCUGGGCUCCGGCACCUCAACUGCAUCGCCGCAGCAGCCUCCGCUGGCGUCAGAAGCGGGUUGUUCCGCAGCGGGCCGGUCUGCCGGCCGUCGCGGCAAUGGCGCCGCCGCCGGACACUCCCUAUCGCCUCUACUCAUACCGCCACCCGUUGUGUCCGACAGCCAGGUUCCGGAUACUGGGAGUCAGCGGUGGCACUGGCUGCCGCCGCUCACCUCCGCGGCGAAUGCCGUACAUACUGCCGCUGCUGCGGCGGCAUGUGGUGCGUCCAGCGGUAGUAGCUGCCGCGCUGGAUCGCGCGCACGGCUGCUGGCGGCAGCGGCCGCGCCUCCGGCUGCUGGCGAUGUAUGGAGCUUGCAAGCAGCUGUCGUACACUCGUGGCCGGCACAUCGAGAUCGCAUUCGAGCUCUUGCGGCGCAUCCAGGCGAAUGUGCCGUACUGACGGCGGGGCGAGGGAUGGUGGCGGGACGUGAGGGGCCCGUCGUCCGCGUAUGGUCGCUGGCUGACUGCCAGGCACGUGUACAGUACGGUGGUCAUCGUGCUGCCGUACACGCGUUACUGCUGAUCCGCGCGGCGCGCGCCGGUGGUGCUGUAGUCGCGUCGCUUGACGCAGCUGCGCAGUUGCAUGUGUGGGCGUACGACACUGGGCAGCAAUUGGCCUGCUUUGCGCCCGUGGGGGGAACUGGCGCCGGCGGAGGACUUGCCAGCGGAGGCGGCGGAGGCGUUGGCAAUGCCGCCGGUAGCGGCAGCGCGGCCGCCGCCGCCGUUGGCGAAACGCCUGUUCCGUCGGACUCCUCGCCGGAGGUUUCCUUGAGCAGCAGCGCUUGGGGCGAACUCAUUGACAGGUCUGGCCAUUACUACAUGUCCAGCCAGGGUUUAGAGCCCCGAGGUUGGCAGUCCCUGGGGGGCCUGAAAACUAGUCGCCAAUUGUCGGCAUCAGCGGUGGCGGCGGCGGCGGCGACAGAGGCCUCGUCCGGACCCGGGGCGGGGGCCGGCAGCGGCGGCGGCAGCGGCGGCGGUAUCCAGGGACUGUCGAGCGGUGCGGCGACACAGCUGGGUGCUGUACCAGCGGCCACUGCGUCGCCGCCGACGCCGGGGUUGGCAGCCACUGCGGUGACGGCAGGGCAGGCUGGGGCGGGAGCGCUGCGUCUGGGCUUCACCACUAUGUGCUGCGCGCCGGAGGAGCACCGGGUGCUCUAUGCAGGGACCGCCGAUGCCAGAGUGUGCGCCCUUGACUUGGAAUGCCGUCGGGUGGUGGCCGAGUGGCUUGCGGCGCCGGCAAUACGACAUGACAGCGAGGAUGCCGUCACCGCUCUGUGUACGCCUGGCGGCGGCGCCGACACCGCGGCGGCAACCUUCGGCGCCGGAUGGCCGGCGGCGCAUCCAGAGGUGGUGGCGGCGGGCUCACGGGCCGGCCGAGUGGUGGUCCUGGACCGCCGCUGCGGUACGGCAGCCGCGGCUUUCCGUGCCCACGGCGGCGAGGUGACGUCUCUCGCCUCCAGCGGCGACUUCACGUUGAUCACGGCGGGGGCCGACAAGCAGCUGCGGCUGUGGGAUCUGCGGCGUUGCGCAGCAUUGGGCAGCGGCGGCGGGGGCGGCAGCGCUGGUGCGUCUACAUGGACUACAUGCACUACCGGCUCGGGGUACGACAGUCGUACGGGUCCUUGGUCAGGAUGGCAGGGCCCGCGGGGCUGCGGCGGUGCCGGCGGCGCCGCUGCGGAGCCGUUUCGGGGCAUCCUAGACGCCAUGUCACCCGUGGCUGUUGGCGCUGCCGUGAGCGGAGGGGACGGGCUGUACGGCGGUGGGAUGGCUCCUGGCGGGGCGCUGGACGUGACGUUCCCGACGCAGGCGCUGGCACCGGGGGCCGCGGCGGCGGUUGCUUCGUCGAUGCUGACUGGGGUGGCGGGACCACCUCAGCUGCAGCUGCAGCAGCACCCCCAACAGCACGUAGCAUGGCUCGGUGUGGCGGCCCCGGCGCUCUUGCGGAGCUACCCGCUGCCCCGGGAGUGCGUUCAGGGUCUGCGGGUGCUCCGGGAUUGUGUCUUGAUGACCUCUGGCAGCAGCAUUGGUGUCAUGGCGCUGCCCGGGGAGGCCGCCGCCGCUGGCGGUGGGGGCGGUGGGCCCAGCUUUGUACGACUGCGCAAUGGCCGCGGCGGUCGGGAGUCUGCAGCGGUCACGGGUUUGGCUGUCCUGCCUUGUAGCCGGUUGCUGGUUGUGGCGGGGGAUGACGGGGCGCUGCCCCAGCUGCAGCAACACCUCGAGGCAGAAGUCGAGCGUGAGCACCUAAGCUACCUGCAGGACUUCGCCAGACCACCCUGCUCCCAUAGCCAUAAAGCCUAUAUCAGGCUGAAGCACCAAGAGUCGGAACCUGUCGAUAUAGGCCUUUUGGCGAGAGGCGUGCGUUUUGACUUGGAGCCACGCCCAGCUAUCUUCCGCAUACGCUACCUAGUAGUAGUGCAGCUGGACCCCGAGCUUGAACAGCUACCUCGGCCAACAAGCUUUGUCACGGCCAGCUCCCAGGGGGCGAACAUUCGAUUGCCGUUAUUUGAAUACGCGGACCUGUGCGCUUCUCCACGCAGCGACAUGAUGGAGUAA
Molecule: messenger RNA, 11540 nt
Organism: Volvox carteri f. nagariensis
Lineage: Eukaryota; Viridiplantae; Chlorophyta; Chlorophyceae; Chlamydomonadales; Volvocaceae
Exons: 21
Molecular function (GO): protein binding
Source: RefSeq, a predicted model, not a curated record